CUACUACCACGUGUAGACAAAGUGUGCCUGACAGUGUCAACUACAAAAGCGCAAUUCUAGAUUACAUUGAGUACCGGAAAAUCAUACAUUAUACGUCAGAUUACUCAGAGGAUCGAAGUAUAACUUAAGAUUCAAUUUGGAAAUAAAAGAAGAAGGAAAUCAAAUACCAUCGAAGCUACAAGCUCAAGCUCGUGUGUCUGCUCCACAGACUCAUAAUUCUGGACUACACGUGCUCCAGCAGUCUAGCAGGCCAGUUGCGUUAAAAAGUGUCCAAGUGUUUUUUCUCUGUGGUGAUUGACUGCUCGUUGCUUACAGCAGUACUCUAACGAUUUCACAAUGGUGAAGGAAGAGCCGAGCGAUACUUUGACGACUGCAGCUGACGAUUAUGUUCUCGAUUCGGUGGAUCCUUGCAAAGCAGAAAAAUCUGAAAUAUUGUCGUUUCAUGCAUUAUCGCCAAAACAAGAAAAUGAAACUAUAGCAUCAGAGGAAAGUUUAGAUGCAAAUGUACUGAUAGAUUUUGAGUGCAAAGAUGUUAAACUUCAACCAACGUCUUUGUCGACAAAUAUUUGCAAAUCCGAGUAUCAAAAUUGUCAAUCUAUUGUAAAAAUCGAAAAAGAAAAUCAGUCUGAUACUACAAAUGAAAAUAUAUUCGUCGAUUUUGAGUGCAAAGAUGUUAAACUUCAACCGACGUUUUUAUCGACAAAUAUUUGCAAAUCCGAGUAUCAAAGUUGUCAACCUAUUAUCGAAAAAGAUAACCAAAAUCCGCACAAUUACGUGAAUAAAAGAAAGCUUAUAGUUUUGAUUAAAAAAGGAUUUAAUUAUGAUGAUAAUUGUCGAUUGAAUGCCAACUCUCGUUUAAAACUGACGGAAUGUGAGAAGCUAAGGAAUGUUGAUGAAAUUGUUGGAAAAAAAUCAUCUUAUAAGUCAAGAGUGUGUCGAAAAACUAAUACUGCAUCUGCAAGUCUUAAAAAUCAAACCAAUGCCAAACGUAAAAGCAUUGGACCAAACGAAUGCGAAAUUUGUCAUAAAUCAUUUGGACGAAAAGGUUAUCUUAAAACUCACAUAAGUGUAGUACAUAAUCGCAACAGUCCCUUCAAAUGCGACAUUUGUCAGAAAUUAUUUGGAUACAAAAGUAUCCUCGAUAAACAUAUAAAUGCAGUACAUAAUAAAAUCAAACCCUUCGAAUGUGAGAUUUGUCAGAAAUCAUUUGGCAGCAAGGGUCAACUGAAAACUCACGUAAAGAUAGUGCACGAUUGUAUCAAAUUCUUCGAAUGUGACAUUUGUCACAAGUCAUUUUCAUAUAAAAGUAAUCUCGCCAAACACAUACAUGCAGUACAUAUGCGUAGCAAGCCUUAUCAAUGUAAUAUUUGUCCUAAAUCAUUUGGAAGAAAAACUCACCUUAAAUCUCACAUAAGUGCAGUACACGAAAAGAAGAAACCCUUUCAAUGUGGCAUUUGUCUGAAAUCAUUCGGAUACGACAGGGAUCUCAGAAAACACAUAAGCGCAGUACAUGAUCGUUUAAAACCCUAUGAGUGUGAAAUUUGUCAUAAGUCAUUUGGACGCAAACAUCACCUCGAAUAUCAUACAAUUGGAGUUCACUAUCAAAGCCAAUCCGUCGAAUGUGAGGAAUGCCACUUAUCAUUUCGAAACCACGCGGAUCUCCAAAGGCACAUUGAUGAGGUACAUGCACAGAAAAAAAUUUUUGAAUGCGACGUUUGCCACAAAUCAUUCGGCCGCAAGGGUGACAUCAAAAUUCACAUAAAUAAAGAACAUAAUCCGAACAACCCCUUCGAAUGUGAAAUGUGUCAUAGAUCUUUUAUGUACCAAAGCCUCCUCAAUCGUCAUGCGAAUGAAAUACAUUAUAAUAUUAAAUCCUUCAAAUGUAAGAUUUGUCACAAGUCAUACGGCCGGAAGGAUUACCUUAAUUCACACAUCGAUUCUGUACAUAAUAAGAGCAACUCCUUCGAGUGUGACAUUUGCAAAAAAUUAAUUGGAUCCCAGAAGACUCUGAAGCAACACAUAUUGACAGUACAUGAUCGUAUCAAACCCUUCAAAUGUGAAACUUGUAAUAAAUCAUAUGGGCAAAAAAGUACUCUCAAUGUACAUAUAAAAAGAGUACAUGAUCGUAUCAGACGAUUCGAAUGUGUUAUUUGUCACAAAUCAUUUGAAAAUAAAGGUCAACUCAAAAUUCACGUAAGUGCAGUGCACGAUGGUAUGAAACCUUUCAAAUGUGAAGUUUGUCAUAAAUCUUUUGGACAAAAAGGUACCCUUACUAUACACACAAAUGCAGUACACAAUGGAAUCAAACCCUUCAAAUGCGAUGUCUGUCACAAAACAUUUGGGCGCAAAGCUGACCUCGAUAGACAUGUAAUUACAGUUCAUGAUCGAAAAAAUUCCUCUGAAUGUCAAAAUUUUGACUAAUCACCUCUUAAAAGUC
Messenger RNA from Trichogramma pretiosum, 2437 nucleotides. RefSeq names its product zinc finger protein 431-like. The coding region runs from base 337 to 2421 and encodes 694 amino acids. The transcript is spliced from 4 exons. The record is from RefSeq and is a predicted model, not a curated record. Gene Ontology annotation, biological process: regulation of transcription by RNA polymerase II. Gene Ontology annotation, molecular function: RNA polymerase II transcription regulatory region sequence-specific DNA binding; DNA-binding transcription factor activity, RNA polymerase II-specific. Lineage: Eukaryota; Metazoa; Arthropoda; Insecta; Hymenoptera; Trichogrammatidae. Gene Ontology annotation, cellular component: nucleus.